AUGCUCAAAUAUAGACUGCUGCUCGUGGGUAUUCUAUUUUUGAGUCUGAGUCGCAGCCAAAUGUUUGAAUUGGGCUCCGAAAAGCGGUAUGCAAGAUCCGUGAUCAAUAUGGACGACCUACUGAAAAUGGAAGGCGAUUUGGUCCGCAAUUUGGAAAAGUUCGUUGAUUUGCUCUCCCAGAAAGCCAGAACCAUUAGAUGGGGUAUUCAGCAGAUGGAAGAAGUGCACCAGACGAUAAAUACAGGAUUAUCGGAAUUUUGGGCUAACCCGUUCAGCAGUUAUUCCCUCAUCCGUCAUAUGCAAUCGGAUUGGUUGAUGUGGCGACAGUAUUUGGAAAGGCCAAUAGGUCUCGAAGAAUUGGCUUAUAUUGUAGCAAAAAAUUCGACGAUGCCACAGAAAAAUGAUUUUUUCGACGCUGCUGAUGGAAUUACAAAAAUGCAAGGGACUUACCAACUGUUAGCGAGUGAUAUAGCCAAUGGUUUGCUGGAUGGAGUGCAAUACAACUCCUCGCUGGCAGCUAUUGAUUGUCUGGAAUUGGGUCUCGAUCAGAUGGAUCAAUCACAUUUGACUUCUGCGGAGCAAUGGAUUUUAGCAGGCAUUAAGGCGUAUAAUCGGUCAAGUAACCAGAAGGAAAUGCAGUUGCUAAGGGGACCAAAAAAAGCUGAACUUUAUGGGACACUGGGUCAAGUGCGAAGGGAGCUAGAAAUAUUUCAGGAAUAUCAUGGCUUGGAUAGAGAUGUUCUUAAUUAUCCAGAAACCGAACAGACAAUUAAUAAGCAAAAUGAUGAAGAAGAGGCCUUUGUUCGUUCACAGCUGCCAUCGUGCUGCAGUGGUCAGUGUGAAGUUCCCCGAAAACUAAGAAAACUGUAUUGUUUGUACAACCAUGUCACCGCACCAUUCCUACGUUUGGCCCCCAUCAAAACUGAAAUUCUCUCAGUUGAUCCCUUUAUCGUUGUACUACAUGACAUGGUAUCCCCAAAAGAAAGCGCGCUGCUACGUUCUUCUAGCAAAAAGAACAUGAUACCAUCGUCCGUAUACCAUGUCGCGACCAAAAGUCACGAGGUCAGCACUUUCCGAUUGUCAAAGUUUGUUUUGUAUAAUAACAGCUUUAACGAGGCGACCCUGAAGAUAGCUGAGCGCUUGGGAGAUGCGACUGGUCUGGAUAUGAACUGUACGGAGGUAUUUCAGGUCAUGAACUAUGGAUUAGGGGGCUUCUUUGAUACGCAUAUGGACCUGAUGCUUUCGAGAAAGGAUCGAUUCAAGGGAAAACCGGAGCGAAUGGCUACCACACUAAUUUAUCUAAGUGAUGUCCUUCAAGGCGGCGCCACCUUAUUCCCAAAACUCAACCUGACGGUUUUUCCAAAGUCCGGAUCGGCCCUUUUUUGGUACAGCUUUAACACCAAGGGAAAUGCGGAAAUGCGCACUAUCCAUACCGGCUGUCCAGUCAUCGUGGGCUCUAAAUGGGUUGUGAGCAAGUGGAUAUACGAUAAAGGACAAGAGUUCAGAAGACCCUGCAUUGAUUCAAAUUUAAACCUUAAGAAUACUUUAUCUAUUGAAAAAAUUAUAAUAUAGUUCUGCAUCUGAUUUUGACUUACAAUUCUUAACAUUAAUCAAUAAAAUGUUGGAACUUA
Drosophila elegans is the source of this 1631-nucleotide messenger RNA. Its product is annotated as prolyl 4-hydroxylase subunit alpha-1-like. The transcript is spliced from 7 exons. The coding region runs from base 1 to 1572 and encodes 523 amino acids. Lineage: Eukaryota; Metazoa; Arthropoda; Insecta; Diptera; Drosophilidae. The record is from RefSeq and is a predicted model, not a curated record. Gene Ontology annotation, biological process: peptidyl-proline hydroxylation to 4-hydroxy-L-proline. Gene Ontology annotation, cellular component: endoplasmic reticulum. Gene Ontology annotation, molecular function: L-ascorbic acid binding; protein binding; procollagen-proline 4-dioxygenase activity.